Solea solea (common sole) is the source of this 4650-nucleotide messenger RNA. It is a transcript of the gene mrc1b, whose product is annotated as mannose receptor, C type 1b. The coding region runs from base 61 to 4329 and encodes 1422 amino acids. NCBI's taxonomy places the organism in Eukaryota, Metazoa, Chordata, Actinopteri, Pleuronectiformes, Soleidae. Gene Ontology annotation, molecular function: signaling receptor activity. The transcript is spliced from 31 exons. The record is from RefSeq and is a predicted model, not a curated record.
UCAUGCUCAUAAGUCCUCUGCUCACGGACAGUGACUGCAGCUGUGAGACUUAUUAUAAGAAUGCUACGGUUAACUUUAGCAGCCCUUGUGCUUGUCAUCCUAACGUCUCAGUGUUCAGCGGCAAAUGAUUCUCCCUUCUCACUCAUGAACAAGGCCACUGGUUUUUGCUUGUUGAAAAAGUCAAGCCGCUGCCUCGACAUCCGCUGGACGUCCGGCAACCGCCUUUUUACAGUCAGCACCAAAAAGUGUCUGGGGGCACAGGGCAAAAGUGUGGGGAGCGAGGUGAACUUGUACGACUGUGACGACAAGUCUGUCCUUCAGAAGUGGGAAUGCAAGAAUAAUACAGUGCUCGCCCUCAAAGACAGUGAUCUCUACAUUGAAGUCAAACAGGAUCAAACGAUUGCUCUGUCCAAAACCAUUGGGCCAAAUAACCACCUCACCAUCACAGGGACAUCCAGCGGUGCUUGCACAAGAACUCACAGAGAGUAUUAUUCCCUUGAAGGAAAUGCAUUUGGGAAGAUCUGCAUGUUUCCUUUCCUGUACAAGGACCGAUGGUUUGGAGACUGCACCACCUACGACUCCUCACAGAAGCGUCUUUGGUGCGCAGUUGAAACAAAAUAUGAACAUGAGCAGUGGGGACACUGCCCAACUAAUUCCAGAGAACACUGGGCAAAGAACCUGGCAACAGGAGCAUUUUACCAGCUCAACACGAUGUCAGCUCUGACCUGGACACAGGCUGAGGCCAGUUGCAAACAGCAGGAGGCCUCGCUGGUCAGUGUCACUGAUCCCAACGAGCAAGCGUUCAUCUCAGUACUACUGGGAUCUUCCAGACAAAAACUUUGGAUUGGGGUGGUUCUUGACCCAGAACAUGGCUGGCAGUGGACUAACGGGAAGCCUUUCCGUUACCUGAGAUGGGACAGUGGACACCCACUUCCUAAUCCAGGACACAACUGUGCAUUUCUCGACACUGGCGGCCUGCAAACCUGGCAAAGUUCAUCCUGUGCAAAGAAACUUGGCUACAUCUGCUACAAAAGUGGAGCUCCACCAACUCCACCACAAGUUGAGCAAGGGUUUUGUGCAAGUCCAUGGAUUCCAUACAACGGCCAUUGUUUCCACCUUCAUCGUACACUUCAAACAUGGACUGAUGCUCGGACAGAGUGCCGCAAAGAAGGAGGGGACCUUGUGAGCAUGCGCAACAUAGAGGACCACAGUUUUGUCAUCUCCCAACUUGGAUAUGCAUCCACUGAUGAGCUCUGGAUUGGACUGAAUGACAGGACAACAGAGGGGCUGUUUGACUGGAGUGACUUCUCCGCAGUCAGCUUCACCAGCUGGGAGUAUGGGAAACCUGCUAUGGCCUCCGACGCAGAGGACUGUGUUCUCAUCAAGGGCAAGAAUGGGAACUGGGCAGAUCACUCGUGUGAUGAGAAACAUGGUUUUAUCUGUAUGAAGCAGAGCAGCACUGAGCGCACCGGACAAGAAAUCGAUGUGGACAUAGGCUGCCUAGCAGGUUGGAAAAGACAUGGCUCCUACUGCUACUUUGUAGGAACUGAGACAAAGACUUUUAAUCAAGCCAACGAUGACUGCAAGAAAUCAGACUCUUACUUAGCCGAUGUUUCAAAUGGGGUGGACAAUGCAUUCCUUGUCAGCUUAGUGGGGUCGAGACCAGAGAAGUACUUCUGGCUUGGGCUCUCAAACCAGAAAAACAUUGAUGAGUUUGUGUGGACCAACACAGAUUCAGUGAGCUUUACUCACUGGAACGCUGAGAUGCCAGGUUACAGACAGGGUUGUGUUGCCAUGAUAACUGGUGUUUUUGCUGGACUCUGGGAUCUGCUACCUUGCACCAACCAGGAGAAAUACAUCUGCAAACACCUGGCAGUGGGCGCCAUCGUAACCGUUCCACCUCCUACUCAAAGUGUCCCAAAGUGUGCAGAAGGAUGGAUUCCAGUGGGAAGAAGAAAUUUCUGUUCUAAGUUUUUCACAGGGCCUCGUUCAUAUGAGAAGACAUGGUAUCAGGCCAGGGAUUACUGCAGGGCCAUUGGAGGAGAUCUGCUCAGUAUCCACAGUGCUGCUGAGCUACUAGUGGGACGUCAUGGAAAAGCCUGGAUUGGACUCUAUGUUCCUGAUGCAAGCACUGGAACAGGUUAUGUGUGGAGUGAUGGAUCCCCGUUGAACUUCCAGCAUUGGCAAGAUGGAGAGCCAAACAACUUUAAUGAUGUAGAGUCUUGCACUGAAUUCAGAAUAUACAACUGGGAUGAGAGCGGGUCCUGGAACGAUGUGCACUGUGAGAGUUACAAUGACUGGCUGUGCCAAAUACGUGCAGGAGUGACCCCAAAACCUCCUCCAAAUGCCACUCUACCUGACUUCAAUACCACUUCAGAUGGUUGGCUUGUGUGGAAAGGCAAUCAGUAUUUUAUUAACUCGGACUCAAUAUCCAUGGAGGAAGCUCGUCACUUCUGUAAGAAGCAGCAUGGUGACCUGGUGUCUAUCAGCACCAAAGAAGAAAACACCUUCAUAUGGAAACAGAUUUCCAGAUCCUAUGGCAGAUAUUUUUUAGGUUUGUCAGUGGACCUCGAUGGGUCAUUUUGGUGGAUGGAUGGGACAUCAGUGUCAGUGCAAAGAUGGAACGAAGAUCAACCUGAUUCAACUGCCUUUGAUCAUAACUGUGUGACUAUGUCUUAUUACAUGGGCUUCUGGGAAACUUGUAACUGUGGCAAAGAGUUCAAGUCCAUUUGUAAACGAGGAGUCUCAUCGCCUGUCAACAGCACUGCACCCCCCACAGUUUCACCUAAAGGUGGCUGCCCAAACAAAUGGAAAAAAUUUGAUUCAAAGUGUUAUAGUGUCAACAGUGGCCGCAGGAUCACCUGGGAGGAAGCGAGGAAACAGUGCAUUAACAUAGGAGGAAAUUUAGUCUCUAUUCCCACAAGACGUGUGCAAGCAUUCCUCAUCACCACAAUGGUUGAAGCAGCAAGUACAGACCUGUGGAUUGGCUUGAAUAGUGUAAAACAAGUGGGAUUUUACUGGGUUGAUGGAAAGUCAAGGCGAUACACCAACUGGGGUAAUUCUAAGAAUCGUCGUCAUCAGGGAUCAUUUUAUCAAAGGUGGAAUGAGGAAGACUGUGUUGUGAUGAACAGCCAACCUGCCGUUGGCGUUGGUAAAUGGAUGACAAAGUCUUGCAAUGACACCAACGGAUUUGUCUGCACCAGAAAUCUUGACCCAAGUAUUCCAGCUCCACCAGAACCAGUAGUUCCAAGCAUCUAUGUAAAUCUAGGAAAUGACAGCAUCAAGGCUGUGACUCAAGCUCUGAACUGGGAAGAAGCCAAGAAACACUGUGAAGGUGAUUCAGCUAAACUGGCUAGCCUGCGAAAUGAAUGGACACAUUCCUACAUUGAGCUGCUGGCUACAGAUCUAAACGCUCCACUGUGGAUCGGACUGAACAAGAAAGAGACCAACAAUUAUUUUAGGUAUAUUGACGGCUGGCCCCUCAGCCUUGCCUCGUGGGCUGAUAAUGAGCCAAGCAGCGACCGACCUUGCGUGUACAUGGAUGUAGAUGGAAGUUGGAGAACUGCUUUCUGCAAUCGAACCAUGAAAAGUGCUUGUAUGCAGUCCACAGAUGUACCACCAACAGAGUCAACCAGCUUUCCAGGAGUUUGCCCUGAAGAGACAAAUACAUGGUUCCAGACUAUUACCUGGCUGCCAUAUAAGAGUAAUUGUUACUUGUUUGUAACAGAAGAAACUGAAUGGCCACAUGCAGCGAGCAGCUGUGUAAGACACGGUGGAUCCCUGGUUAGCAUUGAAGAUCCUUCGGAGCAACAGUUCCUCAAAAGCAGUUUGGAAGUAUUUGCAGAUAGCUACAGCUCGUUCUGGAUCGGCCUGUAUAAAACUCAUAAAGGGACAUGGAAGUGGUUGGACAAAACAGUUCUGGACUACACAAACUGGUCUGAAGAUAAUCAUGACUAUGACUUUGGAAGGAUUUCAACUUUUGAUGGGCACUGGAUAUCGAGUAACAGAUGGACUGAGAGUCCAUACGUCUGCAAAACUCCUAAAGUGUCACACAGAGAAUCAGAUACAAAAACUGAGCCUCACGAAGGUCAGCAUCCUAGCAGUCGAGUCCACACGAGUUUGAUCGUUGUGCUGGUCAUUGUUGUCACUUCUUCGCUGGUAGCCAUUGGAUACUUUGUCUACAAGAAGUCCCCUCGGAUCUUACCAACCUUUGACAAUCCACUGUACUUUGAUCGUGAGCGAUCUCAGCCAGAUGUGGUGGACACCAAUAAGCUGAUAGAGAAUGCAGAGGAAGCAAACUCUGAGCCUGUUGUGCUCUGUGCUGUAUGAAGUAGCAGAAUAUAGUGGGACCUACACUAUAUAUACUGCAUCGCAAAUUGAUGUAUUAAACUUUGAUGCUUCAUUUAUAUUUUUUUGCUUUUUUUUGUUUUUAACUAAAUACAGUCUGUUUUCAGUUAUUUAACGAUAUGUUACUCAAUGUGGGUUUCAGUGGUGUCUGACCUCGUGGAACAGAAUUUAGGCUCUAGGAUGUCUCAGUGAUUUUUUUUUUCUUUUUUCUAUGAUUGAAUGUAUAAAAUUGUACUUGAAGAACUUGUGCAAGAAAUCCGUCAGUCGGUGUUAAUGAACAUUAAAUUGACUUUUGAUUAACAA